This is a messenger RNA of Xyrichtys novacula (pearly razorfish), 3576 nucleotides long. The record is from the annotation of a GenBank genome assembly. NCBI's taxonomy places the organism in Eukaryota, Metazoa, Chordata, Actinopteri, Labriformes, Labridae.
AUGACGACCCGUGAUAAGUCUGUAAUUUUACUCUUCGUUAUUUCAAGGUUGCUGUCAGUUGGGAGUGUAGCUAAUGAUGAAAAAGUAGAAAAUGUUGACAAACUAACUCCAGACGAAACCGGGCUUGAAGUCAAAUGCGGAGAAGUCAACAUGGUAUUAAUCGUUAAAUGGCUUCUUUUUGACCAGAUGCGUAUUCCGUUUCAGCCUGAGUAUCUUCGUCUUGGAUUAAACACAACGAAACAGAGAUCAUGUGAACCGACGGCACCAAUGUCAGGCACUGAAAUGAUCAUAUCGGCUGGACUACAGGAAUGUGGGACACAGUCCAGUGUAAGAGAUGUGGGAAAGAUGUUUGAGAACUUGGAGAAAAAGUUUGAAUAUUCGUAAAGCUCUCAUUACACUUCUAUUCGACAGAGGAAAUAACAUUUAACCUGUUGUAUUAAUGACAAAAAACUCAUGCAGUGUGUUUUCUUGGACUACACUGCAUUAUGUAGACUACAGCACCUGAACCCCCAGUCCUGCUGCUCAUUUUCAAAACAACUUCAUGUCUGACGGCUUUGUUCUAACUCUACCUGGUUUACAGCUCAGAAAAGUACGAACUAACCCCACUGUGGCGUUUUGAAGAAACUGUAACUUCAGCCUCUGUCUGAUACGCCUCAUGUCAGCGACUAAUUUUUUAUAGCCCUUCUUCAAGCCUUCCCCACUGCUCCAAAGUAGUAUUUUUCUGUUUGAAGUGGCAAGGGUAAAAAUUUGGUCCAAAUGUGACCCACAAAAUUUGAAAGAGAGACAAAAAGCCCCAGAAACAAAGAGGAGAUAAACACUUUGCUGUUUGAGAAGUAUUACAUUCAUUUUAUCUUUUAAGAAGAUUCACCUGUUGACUGUGUUGUGACUUUUUGAACUGAGAUUACUACAAAUGAACACCUUACAAAACUCUGCCCAUCUUUAGUAUUGAAAUAGAAGAUUGUAACUUCAUUUUGAUUUGUAGAAUUUAAAAAAAGCACAAUACUACCUCUUUAAACCUAGAUGUGUGCUGUUAACAGACUGUCAGUGUCACAAUAACAUUCAUGCAUACAAAACUGUCAUAUGGCUACAAUGGUGUUUUUUUUAGUGACUGUUCUUUUUUACUCCUCUAUUGCUUCUUUCCAGGUCUCUGACGAGUGGCUCAUCUUUUCCAACCAGCUUCUGCUAUUUCCCUCUGUGGUUCCUACCUCUUCUGGAAGUGUGAUAGUUAGAGGGUCAACAACUGUCAUACCUGUGGAGUGCCAUUAUAAAAGGUGAGGCAGUCAUAAUAAGUGCUCAUGUAGGUACCUUGAAAGUAUCCUGCAGCCUUUAUCAUUUUUGAGUUUGAUUUUUUGUAUGUUAACUUUAUUAGGCUCCUAUAAAUGUACGUGAUAAAACAUAUUUUAUAUAAACAAAGUCAUCAGCCACAGUCAGUUUUCAAUAACACUAAGUAAUUUGUGCAAUCUGUACCCUAUGUUUGUGUCUGCCCAGAAAGCAGACAGUGAAUGGAGAGCCAAUAACUCCAACCUGGCUACCCAUGACGUCCACUAUCAGUGCCUUUGGCCUCCUGCACUUCUCCCUUCAUACCAUGGAAGGUGAGCUUUCUGUCAACAUUGAAGAAUUUAUCUGAAACAACAAUGUUUUCAUGUAUUUUUCUGUCUGCAAUAGUAUUGAAAGGGUGCUUGUCGUUCUUCAGAUGACUGUUCCUUUCUGCGUAGUUCCUCAGUGUAUCAGCAGGGGGAAGCAGUGUUUUUGGAGGCUAGUAUUGAGGCCCCCUUUCAUCCUUCACUUACUCUUUAUGUGGACCACUGUGUUGCCACGCUGAAGCCUGACCCUAAAUCUUCACCAAGCUAUAAAUUUAUCACACAGCAUGGGUAAAUCUUUUCUUCAGGAUAAAAAACAUCUUAGUAAAUGAAUGAAUUUAAAAAGUGUGUUUUUGCGACAUUGAGUUUAUCAAAUGACACAUGGGUUACGUAUGACUGGAUCAUUACAGUUUGGUACAGGUGUCACUUAACUUUUACUUGAUAGGGUUAAAUGCUUUGUUUCAGCUCAGUGCCAAUAAUGGAACUGUGUGUCUCUUGCAGGUGUCUUAUAGAUGGUAUAUUGCCAGGUUCUUCAUCCAAAUUCCUUCCCAGGAAGAAAAAAAACAGACUUUGCUUCAGUGUCCAAGCCUUCCGAUUCACCAGGGAUUCUGGAGAGCAGGUAACAGGACUGUAGGUGACGGCUGCUGAUAUAUUCAUAUUUUUCAUAAAAAGACAUUGUCACUGUUAUUGCUAAUCCAUCUCAAUGCUCAGUUGCAGUUGUCACAUGAAUGUCUUUGUAUCUAUUACCACAAAAUGUACUGUGUGAGAUUCAAUAUAAUUAAUUUGUUGAUAGUGUUUUGACACUGUUAAAUUGGCUCUUGUAUUUAUUAACUUUAUUAAUUUGAGUUUUUUCUUUUUAGAUGUUCAUCACUUGCCACCUUCGGGUCACCCUGAAACAGAACUCUCACAGCCAUCUUGAUAAGUCUUGCUUCUUUCAUAGGCCCACAUUCAGGUACAGAUGCCAAAUUGCUGUCUACCCCAGUUCAUCAUGACAAGGUUUUAAAGCUGGAAUUUAAACUUCCUACCUCCAGCAUUGUCUAAAGUAAAAUGUAUUUAUAAGCUUGGCCAUUUAUAAUGAAGGUCAUUAUCAGAUUUUGUUUCUGUCUUUCAGAUGGCAUUCGGCAGAUGCAGAUGAUGCCUUGUGUGGCUCUUGUCGCUCUGAUGACGACAGUGGAAUCCCUGGACAAAGACUAGAUACAGGUUCCUAAACCCUUGCAAAAAAUGCCAUGCGCUAAUUUUUGUGUUAAUUUUACCAUUUGUUUUAAAAUUGAAUAAGAUCGUAUCAACAGCAAUGUGUGUAUUUUAUUUAUAUCUGUCACUAAGCCACAGUCACUAAGCUAAUAGAGCUGCGCCUUAAUUGUAUCUGUUUAAUACCAGCUGAUAUCAGCACUAUUGACUUAGGCCAGUCAUCAGCAAAUUAUGUGCUCUGAACUUACUACUAUUACAGUAGUAUCCAAUGUUUGUUGUGUUGCAUCAUUUAAAUGUCGGUGUGCUGGUAUACCAAACCACUAAUUCUGAGCAGAGACUUUUUGUUUUGACCAAAACACACACUGGCAUAACGGAGCAGGACCCCAGAUGCUUUGCCCACGUGUGUCAUCUGUUAUCAUGGUCAAACAUGGAAGAAAGCAGUGUGGAAGUAGUGCACCGUCUCUCAUAAAGUUUAGCAAACAGCGCUUUGAAUGUUACAAUGACUUUUGAAGAGGGGAGACUACUAGCUACUAUUUUGAUACAUCUGAUCACUCGGCUCAUUUGAAAGUCAGAUUCCAAGAAUUACUAACAGAUAAAGAAAAAACAACAACUCUGCUAUCAGAAGUGGAGAUCAGCAGUUUUACACAUCAAUAACAGAACUGACCCUGAUAGUCAUGGUUUUUGCAUCCUUUUAAGGCAGUUUGUGUUGUCUUUAACAGAAAAGAGACAUGAGGCAGACUCUACAGUUGGGCCCCUCAUCACAUUGCCAGGCUCUCAUUGGCCAGGACAUCUGUCAGUCAAUCCCUAA